This is a messenger RNA of Phycodurus eques (leafy seadragon), 5910 nucleotides long. Its product is annotated as plakophilin-4-like. The record is from RefSeq and is a predicted model, not a curated record. Gene Ontology annotation, molecular function: cadherin binding. The transcript has 25 exons. Gene Ontology annotation, cellular component: adherens junction; plasma membrane; nucleus. NCBI's taxonomy places the organism in Eukaryota, Metazoa, Chordata, Actinopteri, Syngnathiformes, Syngnathidae. Gene Ontology annotation, biological process: cell-cell adhesion; cell-cell junction assembly. Bases 267 to 3926 code for a protein of 1219 amino acids.
CGAUGGGGUUGUUUUUUGAAGAGAAACAGAAAUGUUGCAGAGCCAGUCUGUUGUGUACUUAUAACACAGCCAAAGCUUGACAGCGGCAUUGUCAGUUGAGUCUCUCAAGGCAUUUUUGGACGCCUAACCUUACAGCGUUAUGUGGCUUAUGGAACGUGUAUAAUGGGGAAUUUUAAAGAGGAGGAGCAUUGGUCAAAUUGCAAGUUCCUGACUGCUUUCUCGGAGGCCCACGUCGUGGAUUUGAGUGCUGCAGCUGAAGUGGAGGAAUGCCAGUUCCCGAGCAGAGCCCAGUGAUGGAGGAGGGGCUUCUGUUGACCUCCCGCAGCCGUUCGACAAGCCGCAGCGUGGCGCCGAAUAACACGGCCAACAAUAUCCUAGCAUCUGUGAAAGAACAGGAGCUGCAGUUUGAGCGGCUAACGCGGGAGUUGGAGGUUGAGAGGCAGAUUGUGGCCAAUCAGCUGGAAAGAUGCAGACUUGGGGCAGAAUCGCCAGGUGCUGGAAGCAGCAGCUCAUCUGAGAAGUCCCCGCCUUGGAGAACUGCCGGCGCCCCCUCCCCAGGGGACCCCCAGUCAAGGCUCGCAGACAGCUCCCAGUCGCCAAGCUACCGCAUCAGGAUUGAGUCGGAGCAGUUGUCUCUGUAUUCCCCGGCGCAGUCCUCCCUCCAUGAAAGGUCCACAGGGAACUCACGUAGUUCAACUCAGAUGAAUUCGUACUCGGACAGCGGCUACCAGGAUGCGACCGGCGGCUACCACAGCAACCAGAAUGUGCUCAAAUCUGAGCUGAGGAUGCAGCACUCCUUCGCUGGAAUGGGUUCAAGCACAAGCACCCCUGUAAAGACUGCCAGGGCAGAGGGGCAGGCGUCAGCACAGGUGCCAUCAGUCGGCGGAGCAGUGCCCGGCCGUGCGGUGCGGAGAGUCAGCUCAGUGCCUUCUCGCUCUCACUCACCACCCCACGUCAGCAGCAUGUCGCCCUCCCGCAGCUCCCUGCGUGCCUCAGCUGGCAGCGGCUACGGCUCGGCCAUCGUCACGGAACCCAAACCCCUCUCCUGCAUCUUCUCCACUACCUUGCCCUCCUCUGCCCAACGUAUCGGUACCAGUGGCAGCAACUCACCCCUCUCCACCCAUAAAAACUCACCUGCCACACUCCGACGGGUGGGUUCUACCAACUCCAGACCGGGCAGCACGAGCCGUACCACGUCGCCCUACCAGGCCUCCGUGGGCUCAUCGUCGGGCCGCAUGGGCUCGCCUCUGACCCUGAUGGAUAACUGUCAGAUGACCAAGCAGCCCAGUCACUCGUCUCCGGUCCGAACGAGUAUGGUGGCCGUACCCCAGCACUACAGCUCCACUCUGCCCCGCGCCGUCAUCCACAACGCCGACCCUUACAGGCCGCAGGGGUAUGAUGUUUACGAGAGGAGGGCACGGCCUGACAGCCUCGCAGAAGCUCUGGUGGAUGAUGAUGUUCAAGGCAUGCGGAACCCAUAUGCCAGUCAGCACAGUCAGUUGGGCCAGGACUUGAGGUCCACCAUAUCCCCAGAGCGUUGUAUUGCACCCAUCUUUGAGGACCGCAUGUUCCAGGCCCCCCUGUACAUCAGCCCAGGCCACACGCAACAGGGCACCAUCUGCAGGAACGCCACAGGAUGGAGGGAGUUGGAGCAUGGGAGUGGUCAGAGCCGAUGGAGAUCUGACCAGCGCAAUAGAAGUCAUGCUGUGCAUAUCCCAGGAGUUGGGAGUCUCCAGCGGACAUCCAGUCAGCGAAGUGCCAUGACCUACCAAAGAAACAACUUGGCUCUUAACACACCCUCCACCUAUGCGGAUCCGUAUCGCUCCGCGCAGUACCGGCCGUGCGAUUCCAACUACAGUCGGCAGGCUGCUAUCAUGGAUGAUCCCACCCGCUCGCCUUCAAUAGACAGCAUCCAGAAGGACCCCAGGGAGUUUGCAUGGCGUGACCCGGAGCUGACAGAGGUGAUUCACAUGCUGCAGCACCACUUCUCCUCCGUGCAAGCCAACGCAGCCGCCUACCUUCAGCACCUCUGCUUUGGCAAUAACCGAAUUAAGGCCGAAGUGUGUCAGCUCGGCGGCGUCAAACACCUGGUCGACCUGCUAGACCACAAAGUCCUGGAGGUCCAGAGGAACUCCUGUGGAGCUCUGAGGAACCUUGUAUAUGGAAAAGUAAUGGAUGAAAACAAGAUCGCUCUAAGGAACGCGGGAGGCAUUCCAGCUCUGCUUCGACUGCUGAGGAAGAGUGUCGACGCAGAGGUGCGGGAGCUCGUAACAGGGGUGCUGUGGAACCUGUCAUCAUGCGACGCCGUCAAGAUGACAAUCAUCCGCGAUGCCUUGACCACCCUGACCAACACUGUGAUCAUCCCCCACUCGGGAUGGAGCAGCUCCACCUUUGAAGAGGACCACAAGCUUAAAUUUCACUCGUCGCUGGUGCUGAGAAACACAACUGGUUGCUUGAGGAACUUGAGCUCAGCUGGUGAGGAGGCUCGAAAACAGAUGCGCACCUGUGAGGGUUUAGUUGACUCACUGCUCUACGUCAUCAAAGCCUGUGUCAACACUUCGGACUUUGACAGCAAGAUAGUGGAGAACUGCAUUUGCACGCUACGGAACCUGUCCUACCGUCUGGAGCUGGAGCUGCCUCCGUCGUGCCUGAUAGGGGUGCAGGAGGUAGACGCCAUGCUGGGAAGCGAGUCGCCGAGCAAAGACGUCAGCUCCAGCUGCUGGGGGAGGAAGAAGAAGAAGAAUAAAAAGAACUCGCAGGAAGACACUUGGGACGGUGUGGGACCCAUCCCGGGUUUCUCCAAGCCACCGACGGGCGCUGAGAUGCUGUGGCACCCCACUGUGGUGAAGCCUUACUUGACACUACUCGCCGAGAGCUCCAAUCCUUCCACUCUGGAGGGCGCUGCUGGCUCACUUCAGAAUCUGUCGGCGGGCAACUGGAAGUUUGCAGCGUACAUCCGUGCUGCAGUGCGGAAGGAGAAAGGCCUGCCCAUUCUCGUGGAGCUGCUGCGGAUGGACAAUGACCGGGUGGUGUGUUCGGUGGCCACUGCACUGAGAAACAUGGCACUGGAUGUCCGGAACAAAGAACUCAUAGGGAAAUACGCCAUGAGGGACCUGGUCAACCGCCUGCCCGGGGGAAACACCACCUUACUGUCGGACGAGACAGUGGCAGCCAUCUGUUGCACCCUGCACGAGGUCACCAGCAGGAACAUGGAGAACGCCAAAGCCCUGGCGGACACUGGCGGCAUCGAGAAGCUGGUCAACAUCACCAAGGGCAGAGGAGACAGGUUUUCUCUAAAAGUGGUCAAGGCGUCCGCUCAGGUACUGAACACGCUGUGGCAGUACAGAGAUCUACGCGCCAUAUAUAAGAAAGAUGGAUGGACCCAAAACCAUUUCCUCACUCCGGUGUCCACACUUGAGAGGGACAGAUUCAAGUCGCAGCCCAUUCUCCCCACCACCAGUAUUCAGAUGUCCCCCCUCAACCAUCCCGCUGCCAGUGCUAUGUCAUCUCCUGCCAAUCGAGAUCACACGCUGAGAGAUUAUCAGAGAGCGCAGUCAACUAUGCAGUUUUAUAACUACCAAGUGGACAACAGUGUUCACAAAAACCAGUAUACAGGGUCUGGAAAGCAUUCUCCGUAUUACUACCCGUCACCCUCACGGGAGGAACCCAGAAGAACACAGCCUUUGUACUAUGCCGACGACCCGAGCAGGAAGACGUACGAUACGUACAGGAUGUACGCGCAGCAUCCGCACUGCUACGAUGACGCCUACACGGACGAGGUGAUCACGUACGCGCCCGCCGUCGACUACGGCGGCCAGCUGCACACGCUCAAGGCCGCCAACAACUACGUGGACAUUUAUGCCAGCACGCGGAGGCCCUCUUACCGGGCCGAGCAGUACCCCGGAUCCCCCGACUCGUGGGUCUGAAACUCAACGAUCAACCAUGAACUUGGCUUUAAAAAUACUGUGUGUGUGUGUGUGUGUGUGUGCGUGUGUGUGUGUGUGUAUGCGUGUGUGUAGCAUCUACACACCCCUGUUCAAGUACCAAAUUUUUUUAUAUAAAAAAUUUGACCACCUGAAAUCGUUUUUUUUUUUUAAUCCACCAUUGUGACCGAUAACCUGUUAAAAGUCAACUGAAAAAAAAGGUGUAUAUUUUAAAGAGGGAAAGUAAGUAUAAACAACUGAGAUUAUGUGGUUGCACAAGUGUGCACCCCCUCUUAUAACUGGGGAUGUGGCUGAAAACCAUGGCUUGGCCUGUAAGAUGUAACUCCAAAAAUGGCAGAAAAAAAACCUACUAAAACAUCUGACCUUUAUUUGGGGUUAUACUGAAGCACUUUAAAAGGUGGCAGGUGUGUGCUGACUCAGAUUUAACAUGAGUUUGAAAGGCAUUGGUUAAUUCAGAACACAGCUGCAUCCCCAGUUAUGAGGGUGUGUACACCUGUGCAACCACAGUUUUUUUUUUUAUUUCUGCUCUCGAAAAUAUUAUUUUUUAAUGUGCUGUACAGGUUAUAGUUUACAUCAAUGUAGAAGAAAGUUAAAUAAAAUUAUCUUGGUCUUAUUUUUAUUUUAUUUUUUGCGCAAAAAAGACUUUGAACAGGGGUGUGUAGACUUUUAUACGCACUGGACGUAUGUAGGGGGAGAGAGAGCAGAGGGAAUCAUGGAAUGUGUGCCAAUAGAAGGGAAAUAGUUAAAGUAGUUCAGAGGGGUACACACAUCGCGAUUUUUAACGUCUUAAUGGAGUUUUCAAUUUGUGAGAGACCCCACACAUGACGACCAAAAAAAUUGGGAAGUGGGGUCUUCGUGCUCUUAUUGUGGGUGGUGUGGUGAUAUACUAGAUAAGUGCUCUCCAACCACCGGUGGCACAUUUGGUACAAUACGCACUAGACUGGACCGACUCGUUUAAGAGAAACAAGCUUCCGCUAAUUACAACAAAUACAAUUAGUGUGAUGUUGCGCUGUAUUUUUAACAAAUAUUCCGUCAAAAUAUUGCUUUACGCGAACUCAGUCCAUGUUGCAAAAACAUGUUGGGGAGCACUGCACUAGAUGGCCAACACAGCACACCACACACGACGACAUAUUUGUGAUCAUAAAUAUUGAACAGGUCUAAACCUUUUGUAAGCCUAAUAGUGUAAUAAAAUCUUUUUUUGUUGUUGUUGUUUUUGGGAAACAAGAAAAACAAAUUCACAAACAACAAGAGUCCAGUUGUUUUAAUACCACCUUUGCCGAUUACCAAGCAAUUUUUUAUUGAUAAUGUGACGCUAAGUAAGUAACGGUUUACAAUUGUCGGCCUUGAUCGUUUUAUGAGCAGAUCAAGUCGGAAAAAUUAAUCUUAACACACCCAACACCAAAGGAUAAUCACUCCGGAUAAUAUUUUCGAGACAUCCAACAAUCAGGCCUUUGAUGACUUUUAUUGAAAGCAGUGGAAAAAUGCUCAAAUUCAUACGAUCGUAUGUGUGUGUGUACCCCGAUUUAGACACAAAAAAAUCAUGUGGGGGGGACAAAACUGGACAUGAUUGACAGUCCUGCUUUGUUUUAGAUGUUAGAUUUGAUUUUUUUAUUUUUUCAACUUGUCAUAGCGCAGUGAGGGCGUGAGUCAUGUGAUGCGAGGAUUUGCGGGAAGAGUCAAGAUGGAGGUUGUUUGUGUAUGUGCCGAAGCCAACAUGGACGUGGGGAAAGACUGUACAAAAGGAUGAAAGUGUUAGCUGUACUUCCUGUUGUAACGAUGUUGUGGUUUCUUGUAAAUACAGUACACGUGGCCUGGUUUACACUCGUCUGCACUGCUAAAAAAAUCAUGAACUUGUGCCAUAUUAAAGCUCUAGAGAUAUAUAUAAAUAUGAAGUAUGUGGAGACAACUGGCAUAAAUACAUAAUACAAACAUGAUAUGAUAAUAAAAAGAACAGUUUUGUUUUUUA